Messenger RNA from Wasmannia auropunctata (little fire ant), 911 nucleotides. RefSeq names its product GSK3-beta interaction protein. Gene Ontology annotation, cellular component: cytoplasm. Gene Ontology annotation, molecular function: kinase regulator activity; protein kinase A binding. The coding region runs from base 12 to 365 and encodes 117 amino acids. Lineage: Eukaryota; Metazoa; Arthropoda; Insecta; Hymenoptera; Formicidae. Gene Ontology annotation, biological process: regulation of canonical Wnt signaling pathway. The record is from RefSeq and is a predicted model, not a curated record. The transcript is spliced from 2 exons.
UCCGCCGCGCGAUGCGGGACGACGACGAACGGGUGCUGGACGCGGAGCAGUGGCGGCUGGAGGCCCAGGCGGUGAUCGACGACGUGCGGAAGCACGUGCGGGACCUGAGGGUGUCCGAGCGGCUGACCAGCACGAACCAGGUCAUCUACCUGAACCUGAUCACGCUCGAGGGCCUGCGGUUCUGCGUGGAACUGUCGGCCGCCGGCUUCGCCAUCGUCGGCAAUCGGCACGACGACACGUCGAACGCCGGCAACGAGCGCUUCGAGACGCCCUACGGUCUCCUGGACUUCGUCAGUCCGCGGUACAGGGAAUCCUUCGGGAACGCGCUGCUGGACAAGCUGAAGGGGCUGAGCGACGAACGAUAGAUUUCCGAGAGAUGAAACAUAAACAAGAAAGGGGAGCAACGCCGCGUUUUCCUGGUUUCCGCUUAGAUUAGGCCAAGAGUUUUAGAGCUUAUGGACUGCUUUAUUAUUAUUAUUUGGACGCGAGCCCAGGGAGCAUCUCUAAGCGCCGCGACGAUGCAUUUGGGAUCGCACUCUUCAGCUCGUCACAAUCGGCGCUUAUAAUUAUAAUCGCGUGAUCGCAUUCUCGAUAAGUGAACUGCGAAAUCGUUCGAGUUUAAAAGAAAAACUUGACGCUUUAUUAAAAGAGGAAAGAGACAUUGCGAGGCGAGCUCUUUGCGAGAGAAAUCUAUUGUUGAUUUGUCGUCUUUGUCUUUCUUUGCGUUUCCAGUUGUAAGUUUGCUUUGUUUGUAAAAACAGGAGUUGUAACAGCUGUUUUACUUUGUAAUUUCGCUCCGUAAUGGACUCCGUAAUACGACGACAGAAAGAACAGAAAGAAAUGAAAGAGACUAAAGUUUUUAAAAAUACGAUACGCAUUUCUACUCAAAUAUCGCAAACUUUUCAAAUAUU